This is a messenger RNA of Knipowitschia caucasica, 753 nucleotides long. Lineage: Eukaryota; Metazoa; Chordata; Actinopteri; Gobiiformes; Gobiidae. The record is from the annotation of a GenBank genome assembly.
AUGGAUGUUUUACCGAGUUACGACGAAGAUUUGCAUCAAGAAGCUAGCAACAUGGCGCACGAGCACACCGCGCCACCUAUGGACAUCGCGCUCUUGCUUCAGGAAAUUCGGUCCGGGAAUCAAGCCCUGAGUGACAAACUGGACAAACACACGACAGAGAUCAACCAGUCUAUCUCGGGGCUAAAGACAGCACUCGAUGGUUUAAAGUCCCGUGUUAACGAAACGGAGGACCGCAUAGGAGCAGUGGAGGAUGAGCUGAGUGACGUGAGCGCCCAGGUGGCCAAACUUAUAAAAGACAAGACAUUCUUAAUGGAUAAAGUUGACUCACUCGAGAACUACAGCAGGCGCAACAACAUUCGUUUACUAAACCUGCGGGAAGGUUGUGAAGAGCGAGCGCACCGAACACUCGGUCCGAAACCAUCCGCAAGCGAGAGACCCAGACCUGUGCUGAUCCGGCUGCUGAACUACCAAGAUCGGGAGAAAAUACUACGCACUGCUGCAAAGCGAUACAAGGAAAACAAGAGUCCUAUAACGUACGAGGACAGACCUCUUAUGUUUUUCCCUGAUUUAAGUCCGAACCUGGUGAAGCGGCGUAAGGAGUUCGACCAUGUGAAGAGAGAGCUGCGCUCCAGGAAUAUACAUUUCAAACUGGGCUCCAACAGGGAUAAAAUAUCUUGGUGGGGGGGGGGGGGGGGGGGGGGGGGGGGGGGGGGGGGGGGGGGGGGGGGGGGGGGGGGGGGGGGGGGGCGCUGA